AUGGCCGACCACUACCUCGACGCCAAAUCUUUCGACAUGUUCGUGCAGUCUGAGUCUGGGUCCAGCACAGCAGGAAGCAGUAAAGCAAAUACCAACACCAGUCACAGCACAGCUCCCACCCCGGCCUCCCUAUCUUCGCCGGCUCCCUCCAGCCUGUCCUUUAAAGAAGACCCGGACGCCAUCAUCCCAGAAGAAGACGUGAAGCCUUCUUUGACUUCUCUCGACAGUCUUUUGCAGUCCAAAGCACCUCCGGACCUGUCUGAAGUCGCCUCCAAGGCCAAACCCUCAGUACAGGCUAUUGUCACUCUCCUCGAAGAUAUUGUGCGCACAUUCAUCGACCUCAUCAACGACCGUAUGCUCACGCCCGACCACCCUGUGACUGCAUCUUUCGACCCGAAGUUCUCUGCGAAUACUCCGCCGCCUUGGCCUCAGGGCACCGAGGACUUGCCCGCCUACCUCAAACGACUCAUUUCACUGGCAGCAGAAACGGAGUACAGAAUGGUGGUCCAAGGACUGGACACCCACGUCUACAAGAAUGGCCACGCCGGCGUCUUUGUCACGAGCGACGUGAUUGGAGUGCCGCCCGGCGUGGUCAGACACGUCGUUGCCAUCUUUCGAUUCAGGAAACGGGAUGGCGCGUGGAGAUGCUUCACAGUGGAAGAAGUAAUUGGCAUCCAAAAUACAAGUGAUGGAGAUCCGAUCGGUGGCUUUGCCGGACCUUUUUGA
Cercospora beticola is the source of this 726-nucleotide messenger RNA. RefSeq lists its product as uncharacterized. The record is from RefSeq and is a predicted model, not a curated record. NCBI's taxonomy places the organism in Eukaryota, Fungi, Ascomycota, Dothideomycetes, Mycosphaerellales, Mycosphaerellaceae.